Messenger RNA from Hylaeus volcanicus, 4451 nucleotides. It is a transcript of the gene Myb, whose product is annotated as myb protein-like. NCBI's taxonomy places the organism in Eukaryota, Metazoa, Arthropoda, Insecta, Hymenoptera, Colletidae. Gene Ontology annotation, biological process: regulation of DNA-templated transcription. Gene Ontology annotation, molecular function: DNA-binding transcription factor activity, RNA polymerase II-specific; RNA polymerase II cis-regulatory region sequence-specific DNA binding. The coding region runs from base 906 to 3122 and encodes 738 amino acids. Gene Ontology annotation, cellular component: nucleus. The record is from RefSeq and is a predicted model, not a curated record. The transcript is spliced from 10 exons.
AGACCCGCUCCGCGCGACUCUGCUCGAUUUUGGGCGCGCGUCGCGACACCACCAACGCACCACGUUAUGGACAGCACCGGUGGUAACUCGAGAAUCGAUCGAGAUAAACGCUGAUAGGAUCGGCGACCCUCGUCUCGAUAUCGGAACCGUUCCCGAAUAUUUCCUCUCGACUCGUUUUCGGCGACAACGCGCUUGCUUCCCUUUUCCUCGUUGGAGCGAAUGCACUGUCGCGACGCGUGCGCCCAAAACUUCCCUCCCGCCUUCACCGUACUCGUGAAUCGAUCGAUAUCGUCUCCACUAAUUAUCCCAUCGAUAUCGGUCCAGAUAAGGAUUCGAUCCUCUUAAUCGAGACGCACGCCGUGAAAAUUUCACGACCUUCGGUGUACGCGUACAAGCUGGACGCCCAUAGGCGUUCGCAGCACGCGGCGAUCGACCGAGUAGCUAUAGGCUCCGAUAGCUGCGAAAGGGUUAGCUGACGACUGUGUGUGAUACGUGGUGGGAACAACGAUCACGAGAGUGCACUGUUACGAAGAAAGGAGAGGGAGGGACGCAAACGAAGCUCUUAUGUUUUUGCGCUCAGCGUGGGGAACACAUCCGGAGCUUUACAUUGUUAAUCGGUGAUGCGCCGUGAACGAUAGAAGAACAGAUUUUCUAUCGAACGUGGAGACGUGAAUAUGUUCGCGUAGGGAUUAAAGUUCCGCGAACGGUGCUCGUGUUUGUAUACGUUUAUCGAGGCUCCGCUGAAAGUAUCGACAAUGUUUCGCGGUGUCACCACUUAAAGUACCCCAAGUACCGAGAAGUGUUGCGUGUCUCGAGGCUCUCCAGUUUUGGAUUUUCGAGACCGGAUCCGUCCAAGCAUUCGGGAGCCCCUGACCGCGAGUUUUCCUGGAAGGCUACCCGUGAGAAUGGAUGUAGUGUCGAGUGGAAUGCUCGUGCCAGCGAAGCUCGUGGAUAUUACCUACCACUCAUCUUUCUACUCUCCACCACCCACCGAGGCAUCGCGGUCUGGGUACGAUUCUAGUAGCGGCGGUGACUCUGACAACGAGUACAGUGUCGGCGUCUGUCGUGGGACCACCAAUCACUCGCAGAAUCCGGUCACGACAAAUGCGAGCGCACACGGGCAAGGGAAGCACAUAAACAAAGGAAGGUGGACCAAAGAGGAGGACGCUUUAUUGAAGCAGUUAGUGAGCAAUGCGGAGCAACGGGGCACCGGACUGCGAUGGGACGCGGUGGCCGGUCACUUCCCCGACCGGAGCGACGUCCAAUGCCAGCAAAGAUGGGCAAAGGUCGUGAAUCCGGAGUUGGUCAAGGGACCCUGGACGAAGGAGGAGGACGAAAAAGUGGUAGAAUUAGUGGAACGAUACGGCCCAAAGAAGUGGACGUUAAUUGCACGGCAUCUGAAGGGUCGCAUCGGUAAGCAGUGUCGGGAACGAUGGCACAACCACUUGAACCCAGGGAUCAAGAAAACCGCGUGGACAGAGGUGGAGGACAGGAUUAUUGUCGAGGCUCACCGCAGGGUGGGCAAUCAGUGGGCUAAAAUCGCCAAAUUGCUGCCAGGAAGGACGGACAAUGCGAUUAAGAAUCACUGGAACAGCACCAUGAGGAGGAAGUACGAGGCGGAAGAGGGGAGGUCCAUCACCGGAACUAGAGGGAGAGGCAGAAGAAAAACUACCGAAUCAUCGGCCUCGUCGAAAGACGUUGCUUGUACCGAGGAGGACAUCUCUAGUCACGGUCGUUUGAAACCACCAUCGACGAGCAAUGAAAGUGCAACGACUAUGAUGACCGUGCAGGGUCAUACUCUGGACAUCGACCAGCUGGACUGGACCAGGGCCUGGGACAAUCAUCAACAGAACAAUCAAACUUACCAGAGUCUUAAUCUCAACGAACGCACGCACAACACCAAUUCUCGGUUGCAAUCCCCUUCGAAACAAGGAACUUCGUCGUCCAGAGUCAAGACUGAAUCGAUCUCGCCAUUUACCAAGUAUUUUGACUUGCAAAUACAAAGUGAAUCCAUGGGUUCAAGGAGUUCGGAGAUAAGACUAGUGCCUAUGCCAGAUCUAGAAAAGAUGUCGAGCAAUAUGACGGAGAAGGAGAGAAGCAGUCCACCUCCUAUCCUCCGUCGACGUAGAAAUACUCUUCAGCAAAGAACGGAUACUCCUGACAGUGGAAACCAGUCGGAUUAUUUGAUAAUAACCCAGCAGCAGUCAGAACAACAGGAACAGCAGCAGCAGCAGCAGCAACAGCAGCAGCAACAACAACAGCAGCAGCAGCAGCAGCACACUGGCGAUAACACCCCAUCCACACCCAUCAAACAACUGCCAUUUAGUCCGUCGCAAUUUUUGAACAGUCUGAGCCCUGAAACAUCUUCGUGGCCGCGGGCGAGUACCCCCAAGGGAAGCAGUCCUGGUCCCCUCACCACGCCACAACCCACUAGUUUUCGAAGAAGUCAGAAUGACGGCAACACGCCGAGGACGCCAACGCCGUUCAAGAAUGCUCUGGCGGAGCUGGAGCGGCGUAGCGGCGCGACUACUCAGUUACCUGCUACCCCAAGUCGUCUCGAUGCCUUAACCGAGAUCAUUAAACAGGAAACCGACCGCGAGAGCUUAGCAGGGACCAGUGCCAUUCUUCAAGACUCCGGUUACAGUACGAUACGACGACGGGGUAAGGAGAACAGUGCUCCUGGUGGAAAGAGAGCGCGCAAAGCACUCUGUCAAGCCUGGGCUAACUCUUCUCAGGAUAAUUCAGACAUGAGUUUCCUUGUAGAAACACCAAGUAAAAGUUUAGACACGUCGGUAUUGUUCUCACCAGCAUCCAUGGCAUUGGAGGAUAGUUUCCUCACAGCAGGGACUAGUCCCGUAAAGACCUCCCACGACUUUGCGUCCGUUCAACGGAAGCCUAAUGCCAAGAGGGCGAUCACAUUCGACGCGUUCGACAGUCCCUGCUGUAUACUCAGCCCCCUGCCGCUCAGGCCAGUAAAACGCGCCAAGCUACAGUUGGAGGCGCAAUGGGUAACAGUGGCCUGCGGACGCACGCGUGAUCAGCUCGAGAUGACGCGAGCUGCCCGUCGAUUUCUCAGCAGUCAUGGAUACCUAUCGCUACGUCCUCGUUCUCUGAAUUUUUAGAGUCUUUCCGGAAAUGCCGGAGAGAGAACGGGGGAGGCUCGGUCGCACAUCGUGGUACAAAAGUAAAACACGCGACGUUUGAACUAGUCGUAGUUAAAACUAUGCGGCGCUUCCGUUUAAGGAAUAUGGCCUUUCUUUCUAUCGAAUAUUACGCGAAUCUGUCGAGUGAAUUUAAGGAAAGAACGAACAGGUGAAAAUACGAACGUAUUAGGAAAUUUUACGCGGGCUGAAAUGACGCGGUGUGCAUCGGGGCAUGCUCCCAAUGUGCGCUGUCGCUGCGGUCAAACUGAAAUUUAUCGACCAACAUUUUUCUAGAUGACAAAUUUCGUGUAACGAAUAAUUAAUCAACUUGUGAUCUGUUAUACUUUGUAUAAAAUUCACGAUGUAAAUUAUGUUGAUUAAAUGAUACAUCUCAAGUUAAACGAAUCUUAAGCUGAUAAUAAAUCGUUAUAUAGAGUUUUUAUCAUCUAAAAUAGUGUCUUAAUUAUACCGAGAUGGUAUACGUUAAAAAAUUCAGUACCAAACAAAGAAAAAAAGAAUAAUUAAUGUACAUAAGGCGAAUUAGGUAUAUGUUCGAACCUAACCUUGACGCCGUUAUUCAAAUACAAUUCUGCCUAUCUCUGCAAGUUCAAAUAUAUUCUAAUAUGGUCACAUUUUGCAUGAACGAUUAAAUUAAGUUGACCAGACUACAGAUGCCCCGAAGCACAUCGUGUAUCCAAGCCAGUCGAAUUCUAAAAAAAAACCACGGUGCAACCGAAAUUGCAUCCAAAAGGGGAGGAAAUGUCACGUUGCUUUACCUAGACUUUAGUUCGCAGUUUGUUCUCGGCUAAGGUACGCGACAAAAGACAUUUCUGCCUUUUUUUUUCUCUUUUUGUGGGUGAUAAGAAGUUGCUACAAAAUGACGUGCGCAUUCCCUCGUGUAGCACACGAGGAAAAACACAGCGAGUUUUUCGUGGAAAGUAAUCGUAUUUUUUUUAUAUCGCUGUAAACAUUGCAUGUGACAUUGCAACGUUUACAUUCGAAGAAACGUGCAUGUGGAUCAUGAAUUCGACAUUUUUGUUAUAAUUUGUUACAAUCAACAUUUUUUGUUAUUUUGUUUUAUAAGCACACCGGGUAGCGACUUCUUGUCACGUUCGUGCGAGAAAACGUAAGAUAAAAAAGAGGAAAUGAUAGCCGGUUUAUUUGAUACAUAUAUAUUAUGGUAUAUAUUAUAUAUAAUAUAAAACAAAAGCAUUAUUGCGGCCGUUAUGUACAAAGAGCCUUUGUAACUGGUAUUUAAUUUACAACUGAAUAAUAAAGACGUGAUGAAUAAUCACACUAAAAAAGAAA